This is a messenger RNA of Macrobrachium nipponense, 7491 nucleotides long. RefSeq lists its product as uncharacterized. Gene Ontology annotation, biological process: regulation of transcription by RNA polymerase II. The record is from RefSeq and is a predicted model, not a curated record. Bases 474 to 4742 code for a protein of 1422 amino acids. The transcript has 11 exons. NCBI's taxonomy places the organism in Eukaryota, Metazoa, Arthropoda, Malacostraca, Decapoda, Palaemonidae. Gene Ontology annotation, molecular function: DNA-binding transcription factor activity; RNA polymerase II cis-regulatory region sequence-specific DNA binding.
CUCUAAUUCGGGUGAUUGCGAUGGCGUAUUUGUGCGUAUGGGCGUUGUUAUGUGUAAAUUAAGUUGCUAAUGAAAUAAGCGUGUGGAAAUGUUUCUUUAUUAUAGAAUGUUUGCGACGCUCUACUGCAGCAGUGUCGUUACAUGAAAGUGUGGGAUGAAUUGUGCAGUGAUACUGAAGAUGAUGCCAUAAUGCAACGAAUAGUAGUUUUAAGAGUGAGACAGGGCAUAUUUGAAGAAAAUAUUUUUAUGUUAAACAAAGGAAAAACUUUAUUAUAAUCCAAGGUUGGAAUAAUCCUAUGCACUUCUCUGAUAAAAUUCAUUUUCAUGAUGGACUCCCACUACAGUCUUACCUUGGAAGGCCAAGUAUUCACCUUGAUUACUAACAUGAUGAUGCUUGUUAAUUAUGUAGAACUUUGUUAUAUGUAAAGCUAUCUAAAGUGCAGAAUUUAGAGGAAUUGACAAUAUCAUGGAAGAUGCAAUCAUAUAUGCAAUUAAGUAAACCACCAAGCAUGCAAUCCUAUAUGCAUUCCAGCAGAAGAAACAAAAUUGAUUGUGACAGUGGUGAAGAUGAAAUACAUUCUGAAAUGCAAGUUAUCAAAUCGGAAGGAAAUCAUCGGGCCUACAAGGCAAAGCCAAAGGAGGAUGGAAUUUCCCAAGCUUCACCAGAGGACAGAAGAAAGAUACUUGGUAAAGGUGUUCGAGAAAUCAUCUGCCUGAGAGCUCCAACCCCAACUGACAUUGAUCUACCUUCGUCCAGAGAAGUGGAGUCUGACAAAGUUCUACUUCAAGAUUUUUCUUGCAAUAAAAUAAUAUCCUUUCUUCCCACCUAUGAAAUUUUGCCUGAUUUCUCACAAAGAAAGUAUUUAGAAAGUUCUUCAGAUCUUGGUGUGCAAAAUAAUGUCGUACAGAAGGAUAGUAUGCAAAGUCAGCAGCUACUGGAUAUGCAAGAAGGUUUACAGAAAGCUAUGACCAAUAGUAACAUCAUCAGAAAAAGAAAAAAGGCUCCUAUAUCAUAUAGGAAGGAUAAAAAGAAUAAUGAAUCCAUAAUAAGUAGGACAAGAAAGAUUUCUCAAAAUAACAAUGAUGAAGAAGAUGGAAAAGGUCAUCACCAUUUAAGGAGACCCCAGCAUAAAGUUCUUGGUUUUAUGGAGGAUCAUGCUGAAUUUACCUCAGACUGGGAAGAGGCUUCGAAAUACCAAGGCCGUUACGUAUCUUCAGUUCUCGAGUCAACUGUCGAUGGAAGCAUCAUCAAAGGAGCCAGGCGGGUGACUGGAUCACGGCGGAUGACUCCAGCAGAGUUUACAUCUUGCAUUGAAUCGGCUAUAGAAACUGGAGACGUAGAUGAAGAUCCUUUGAAAGCUCUAGAUGAAUGGGGCCUCAAGACUGAACUUCAUAAGUAUAAGUGUUCAUUAUGUGAAAUGGUCAGUGAUCAUCGAAUCGAUGUAGAGCAGCAUAUUGAUGAAUUGAAAGGAGCCUGUCACUCGGAUGCAGUUGUAGAAGUUUUGUUGGGCAGUAAGGCUCAAGGAAGAAACUGUACGCUAUGCAAUGUCAGACUCGGCAGGACUGAAUAUUUCACUCAUAUUCGAGAGGAGCACAAGGAGGUCUUCCCUUUGCACUGUGGUUACUGUGCAUUUCAAGGUCAGGACUAUAAUCAGUUACGCCAUCACAUACAGAAGAAGCACAAGACAUCUGAUUUUGAUAUCAUUGAUAUGACCCUGUCACAAGAAGCUAGUGAUUACUUAGAACAAAAGGACUCUGUUAACAAAUGUGAAAUGGUUAAUGAGGAGGAGGCUGAGGAAGAAGGGACUGCUGAGCUGCCAUUUACUUGUCCACUCUGUGAAAAGAGUCUGAAGACUCUUCGUAACUUGAAGAAACACGUGAUGCAGCACAGCCGGCAGAAAAAGCAGUGCAUUUUGUGUCCCUUCACAACGAACUUCCCAACACAGAUUCGAAGUCAUUACCUCCGAAUGCACCCAAAUGAAACUCCAAAGUGGAAAAAGGUUGUGGUAGCAGAGGGAGGUAGUGAUGCACUGGUAGAGGAUGCAAGUCCCUUCUUGAAAAUGGUGUCUGUAAAAUAUGGAGUCCGCAAGCCAAAGGAAAAGAAUUGGGUGCGUCAGUAUAGAUGCCCUCACUGUAGCUAUACUUGCAAUUUUAAUUCAUCUUAUAAUCGACACUUGAGAGUCCACAACGGAGUUAAACCCUUCAAGUGUGGCUACUGCAGUUUUCAUGGGCGAGAAGCUUAUGUCGUGAAGAGACAUUGCAUCAAAGCUCAUAAGGGGAAAGACAUUCUGGUAGAGAACGGUCAGGAUUUCAAGGCACCGUACCGUUAUGCCAAAAGGAUAAAAAAAGAAGCUGUGGAAUGGGAUGAGUCUUGCCAGGUUGUUGAGAAGGGAGCAAACAAUCUUGCCUCUCAAUCGUCAAAUGAUUUAAGCUUGAAUAUCAAGGUUGAAGUGCAGAGUGAAGAACUAAGUAAAAGUAAUACGUUGAAAGAGUCCUCAGAUUCUCAAAUCCAAUUUAAAGACGGAGACAAAAAAUACUCGGAGAAUAAAGCUGCUGAAAAUAGUGAUGGAAGUGACCUGUACCAAACCAAAGAUUCUACAGUCUACCAGUGCUUAGUCCUUUCCUCUGGGAAGAAUAAGGAUGACUGCACUGAAAAGCCAGUAAUAAAUCAAAAUGAUUCUGCGAGUUGUUUCUCAGUGUAUUCCAGGGAUGAUUGCAAGAAAAAUAUAGAAAAACCUUUAGAUGAUGAAUGUCAAAUACCUUUAGAGAAUUCAAAGAAAGAUACUAUAAACAUUUCACCAUUAUUGGGGCCAGUUGUAAAAGGUAGUUCAUUUAUACACACUCAAGAAUGUGCAACAAGUAAAGUUGAAAAAUGUUUCCCAGAGUUAGAGAAUGUGAGAAACCUCCCUGAGGGAUAUUCGUCUGCACAGCAUCAGAUGAUUCAUACCAUCAAAGUUAAAACUUUUAGGGGUAAUACUGAAAGUUCCAUAGCGCCUUUAAAAGAGAAGGAAGAUAUUUUUGAAGAAGGAAAUCCCUCACAUAUGCAAAUACAUUGUGAUAACGACAGAACUUUGUCAACAAUUGAUUUUAGUUCUUCUUAUGUUAUAGAUCCUUCUGCAGAUAGUUUUCCCAAUUCUGUGUUUGAAGCAGUUGUUAUUAAUCUCUAUGCAAAUGAGAGUUACACACCGAGAGAACUCAUAACUCAUAACUCUACAGAGCGACUGGAAGACGGCUGUGUUUUUAACGAAAAGAUUUGUACAAUCAGUGACCAUGAAGACAGUCCACUUAAUUUAAUAGUUUCUGACUUUGAAGUGCAGUUAAGUGAUAGGAGGAAGACCUUUUGCAACCCUGAGGAAUCUUCAAAACCAAACCCUGUCCAGUUAGUGAAAUCCAGUGAGAAGUGUGUUAAAGUGAGUGGUGAGAGCCUUGAUGGAAUUUCAUUCACUAUAGAGAAAUCUUCAGACUUGCCACCGGAGGGGCUUGAAAAUACACUUCACAAUCACAUCACUUUUCUUUCGGAUUCUCUCAAUCAGCGUGUUAGCAAUCGUAUUUCUGCUCCUCCUGGAGUCAUGACGCGGGACUUAUUAUGUCUAGAUUACAGUAACAGUGAUUAUUUUUCUUCUGAAAAGGUUCGGACAAUGAUGAUAAAGAAAAAAGGUGGACUUGUUAUGUGUGCGGAGUGUGGGGUCACAACGAAGUACCGUGCAUUUUACAAGCACGCCAAAAAGCACUUCAAUAUCAAACCAUUCAGGUGUGGUUAUUGUUUAUAUAGAUCAAUUGAAAAAAGUAAGAUUCGUGUACACAAUGCAUUUUGCCAUCCGAGCAAACCUUGCGUCAUCUUGAAGCUGUCACCAGAUUCUGCAAAAGUAAGUGAUGCGACACAUCACUCUCUUUCGAGCAACACCAGUGACGUUUCUGCAUCUAAACAUAUACUUGAAGGUGAAAACUCUUUAUCAGAGAAUGGUGAAAUUUAUCCAAGUUUGCUGAAAAGUACAAAGACAUCAGAACAUGACAACCGAAAUAAAGAUAUUAAAAGAGAAAGCAAAAAAAAUUCCACUUCAUCAGGAAGAUCAUCCCACAAAAUUAAAUUGUUUCAGUGUCCAAUAUGUUGUAAGGUUAUGAAAAAUCACACUCCUUCCAUAAGAAGACAUCUCUGUAGCCAUUAUAGCUACAAACCAUACAAGUGUGGCUAUUGUGCAUUUACAGCUAUAGGACAAACUGAGAUACGAGCUCAUCAUGUUACGCACGGUUCUCUCAACCCACCAAAAAUAGAAUCAUCGGAUGCUCCAAUGCCCUUGGCUUUAACUCAGUACCUCAAGGAUUUACUGGGCCAGCAUCGUGGAAACAAGAGAGUCAACAAAAAGAAAGAGAUGAGUGGUAUUCCCCACCUUGAUAUUGAUAAAAAUCCCACCGACAUAAUGUGGCAUGAACCGGAGGCAUUAAGGGAAGACCUCGCAACCAUAAAUUUGAAUAUUGAUCCCUCUCAAGCAGAUCUUGUUACCGAUAACCACCAUGACCUUGAAUCCUUAGGGGUUGAAACUUGUUCUCUCCAGACACUGGAGUCAGUGGAAUUCAGUGCAGCCGACCCACCUUAUACAGUCCAAGUACUUGAAAGUGAUAGGCAGAGCUCAAAUGAUUUCUCCAGUGAUUUACCUUCCCAUUUAGACCUUAAUGUUGGAGCUGAAUCAGGUGCUAAUGGUAGAGUAGAUCCUGUUUGUGAAGUAUACCUAAUACCUACUUAGGUAAUUUGCAUGUUGUACAUGUUUUCUAUUUGUACAAAGUACAAAUCUUUGCCUUAUGUAGUUUAUUAUUUCAGUACUUGAGAGGCAGGCCAGCCUGGAAUUUAUGUAGGAAGACAAGAAACAUUUCCAAGAGGAUAGUAAUGCCUUUCAAGCAAAGGCAAAGCACUCAUUUCCUUACCUACUACUGUUACAUAUCAUGCUCAUAAUAUUUUUUGCAAUGCCAUAUAUAAUACAGUAGCUCACUGACAUAACAUAUUAAAGUGUCCAAGUCUACACUGUUAUGAAAGAAACUCUGUUAUAUCAUAUAUAUACAUACAUACCAAGAAGUAGUCAUUUGCAAAAUUUAAACAGUGCAACUAUAUAUUUAUUAUAAUGAUAAUUUAAAUAAAGGUUAUCUUUUCUAUAUCUAAUAUUGCAAGAAGUGUUAUUAUAUUGUUACUGUAUUACAGAAUAUAAACGGUCGUCGUAUGUUAUGUUACCUGUAAAGUAACAUAAAAGCCUAAUUAUUAACAUAAACUGCAGGACAGUAAAAGGUUUAGCAUAAUUUUUAGAGUUGAAAGCAAUGUAAAUUAAUAAACAGUUUGGCGCUCGAUCCAGAGGCGAAAACCCUCAAAAUAAUAUUUCCAUUUCACACUGAUAUAUCUGGAAGUACGAUAUACAUACGUACUGCAAUCCAUUAUAUCGGUGAGCUACUGUAAUUUUAUUCUGUCAUUAUUAUUUAUGAAUUUCCCUUUUCAUUUUCUAUCUUCAAAGUUUUGUAGCUAAUGUUAUGAAUAGCCACUUUAUUUAUGCAAGUAUUUAUAGCAUUAUAGUACUAUACUUUCUUAUUAAGUACUUCGUCUUUCUUGAUGAUAUUCAUGAUGGGAGCCGCCUUCCGUAAAUGUGAUUGCCUCACAUUUUCUGUACACGUAAUCUGUUGUAAGUUUGUGUUUAUGUAUCUGAGUGUUACCAUGUUUCAGCAGUGGAAGUGUUGUAGGUAGUUGAACAUUUCUGUCAUAAAUAUUGAAAUCAAGAUGUGCCAAAUUAUGAAUGCAAUGUAAAAAAAAGUGUUCAGGAGCAGCAGCAAGGGUGAGGUGUGUGCAUGGGAUUACCUAUACUCGUCUUGUAGCGCCUUUAUCAUUUAUCUCUUAUUCUACCUGCCCAUGAUAUUAAGUGAACACAUCUGAUCCAUAUUAUAUUGUACAAUGCUCUACUAAUGUCAUUUUAGUUUUGAAUUUCUUAUGAUCUUGUUUGUCAUGAAGUAAAUUCCAAUAUAUAUUGGUUAGGGGUAAAGUUUUGUAUUUUCUGUGCUGUAGUAGUCAUACCAUAGUACGUGAAAUGCCUUUGCAUGGCCUAGAAAUGUUAGAUAUCAAGUUUUUGCAAGGUAAGGUACUCUCAACCUGUGAGGGAUACUACUUUCUGUUUAUUGUGUGUAGCACACUGUAGACGGUGCUGCAGGUUCUUUCGAGUGUUCCUGCUGCCCUGAGUGCAUAGCUUUUUGCCUUUAAUUUUUCAUCUGUCCUUUGUGGACUCUUCACCCCAGCUGUGCAAUGUCUUUCAACCUUCCUGUGCUACAAUUUUCACCUUGUCUAAAUUUCACCCCAGCUGUUCACCCUCUUUUAAUGUUCUUUUGCUCCAGUUAUCACUUCAUAUAAAAAGGAAUUCUUUGGGCAAGCCCUAUGAGACUAGAAAUGUUACUCAGUUACCUCAUUUAAGUUAUGUAUGACAAUAUUAGUAAUGUGAAUAUUAAUGCAGUAGCGCCUCAGCAUAGAAGGUAUUAGUUAUCAGUGACAUUACUAUCAUGAAUUUUUGAUAGGCUACUUUUUUUUUAAAUUCUACAUUUUAUGUUUUUGGGUUAAAAAUUCUGGCAUUGCUAUUAGUCUUGAAGUUUUAAGAUUUUGCAACGCAUCAGGUUUUUUGUUUAUCAAAUUGCCAGACCACUGAAGCUAAAGGUCAGAGCAAAAAUGAGUGCGGUGAAAUCUCACAUUUCCAAGGGUAGGGAGAGGUUGCUUCGUCUUGUAAUUUUUAAAAUUCUCUUUUGGUCUUUUCUCACUUAGUUGCCUAACUUUCAAAUCCACCUUGUGCCAUUGAGUCUUAUUAAUUGGAUUGCAAGAGUAGCUCCAAUUAUAAAAACAGUAUUCCAAACAGGGAUAAUUCUAACAUUAAAGCUUUGAUAACAGAGAUAUAGAAAAGAUUUUACAGCACUUAAAAUUUACACCCAUUUUUUUAAGGGUAGAUUUAGCAGUUUGACCUGUGUGGUUUUCUAGACCAGAUGAGAAACUUGGGUAAUGAGAAAAUGAGUGAUGGGUUUAAUUUAAUUUUCCUUGAAAAAUUACUUGUGAAUUUGAUGGUAGAAGAAACUUGUCAGUCUCACCAUCUUUGGCAUGAUUCAAAAAAAUAUUUAAAUGUAAAUUUUGUUCAGUAGAUACAGAUGGUUGCUUCAUUUCCAAGGUCUUCCAUCCCUACCUGACAGUCUGUGAGUAGAGUAAACUUGACAGGAAAGCAUAAAACUAGCUAUAAGAUAGUGCAAUGGUCAUAUCCCACUGGUCAGGAUAAGUCUUCAUAGGAGAGCAGUUGCUGCAGUCUUACUUAUACUGUAAGUUAGCCUGUCCUUUUGAGUACUGAAAUAAUAAACUAAUAUUAAGCCAGUGGUUUGUAUCUACAAAAUAUAUUUUAAAAUAUUUGUAUGAAUUACCAUGUUUGCAGAACCAUCUAUGAAAUCAGUUGACUAAAGAGAAUGUACUUCGAAUACCAAUUUUAAUGGAGCCCA